Messenger RNA from Tribolium castaneum (red flour beetle), 3647 nucleotides. RefSeq names its product TBP-associated factor 4 (gene Taf4). Gene Ontology annotation, molecular function: DNA binding; RNA polymerase II general transcription initiation factor activity; protein heterodimerization activity. Gene Ontology annotation, biological process: transcription initiation at RNA polymerase II promoter; DNA-templated transcription. The record is from RefSeq and is a predicted model, not a curated record. Gene Ontology annotation, cellular component: transcription factor TFIID complex. The coding region runs from base 652 to 3000 and encodes 782 amino acids. NCBI's taxonomy places the organism in Eukaryota, Metazoa, Arthropoda, Insecta, Coleoptera, Tenebrionidae. The transcript is spliced from 8 exons.
GCAGUAUGGUGUUGCAAGGUUGUUGUAGGUCAUGAGAUUUAGCAAUAAACAAUCUCUUAAGAAAUAUUGCUCAAGCAACAAAAAACAGCAAAUGAGCUAUGAAGUAAAGAAAGUUGCGUUGUGCCUCGUGCCAGAAUUCGAGGUAAAAUGAGAAUUUAAGAUGAGAAAUGAGUGUUGUCCCCAUGACGUAAUACGUAAGCUGCGAGCUGCGUGGAAGGAAUCGGGGCUAUCAGCGGUCGUCGCAAAAUGUCAUCUUGUUAAAUGUAAAUUGGCGCAGAAACUUUCUAAAGAAAUGUAAAUUUGUGGAUUUGGAAAUGUGAAAUGCAAUGCGAAAAUUCAAAUUUGGCGGGUCGGGAUGACGUGUCAGAUGACUUAGCAAAACGUCGAGAGUGCGAUCGACUCCGCGAUGUAAACGAAACUGAAAAGCUGUGUCUGAUGUCGCCGUGAAAUCCGCCCCCGACGAAACCGUGCAACAACUCGGAGCAGCCGAAGAUGAGGGCCAUGUAAAGUGGUUAAAAGUGCGUCGAUUCGGACUUUUGUUUCAUAUGCCUUUCUGCAUUUGUGGCGUGAAGAGUCGACGGCGCAGCCGUUGGCGUGAUCAUGUUUAUGUAGGGCGCAUGCGCACAUCAGUUUACAGUUGGGUCUCGGAAAAUGGCGUCAGCUAAGUUUCUCGAGGAAGCACUGAGUACGGAUGUGGACGAAUCGGCCGUGAGUGCAAUCGUGGGCUCGUUGGAGAACCAGCUGGUGACGUCGUCGACGACGGCGCCCGCGUCCGCGGCCCAGAACCACGUGAACAGUGCAAUAUCCAACGGCGGCACCGUCGGGCCCCCCAAGCACUCGACAGUGGCCAACGGCGACUCCAUCUCGGACGCCAAGUCGGCCGACGCCGCCCCCGUCAAGAUCGUCUACUCGCAGGCCAUGGCGGGCGCCGGGACGCUGCUGCCCAACGCGAGGGUCGCGCUGCCGCCCAAUGGGACGCUGCCCCAGGCCGCCCCCGGCAAGCAGCCCACGCUGGUCAUCAAGACGUGCGGCGCCUCGGCCCCCGGACUCGUCACCGUGCCCAUGAACGUGACCACCUCGGUCCCGCCAGCUAACAACGUAGGUAGUCCCAGUACACAGUCCCCAAACAUCCUUUCCAACCUCCAGGUUGUCAAUGUACGGCCUGGCGUUCCCGCUCAGCAGCAGAAAGGACAACCGGCACGUGUCGUGCUCAGUGCACCACAGAUUGUCGGGGCCCGGCCAGGAGCUCCACAAUUAACAUUACAAACAUUUCACGGUUUGCAACCCGGCCAACAAGGUCAUUUGCUUCUCAAGACUGAAAAUGGACAGUAUCAGCUGUUGAGGGUGGGACCACCCCCAGCCACUGCAAAUCUCACAGCGACUUCGACUCCUGGAGGACAGCCAGUCACGUUGCGUAUGCAAACGGUCGCUGCUGCGCCGACAAGUUCAGCAACUACCAGUCCAGCAGUAGCUGGUGGGACCACAACGGUCUCGAGUCAAGGUCAGACGGUACAGACUGUAACGACUGUUCAGAGACCGGCCAAUGACAAUACCAAAGAAAAGUGCCGUAAGUUCCUAGCAAACCUUCUAGAGUUAUCAAGUAAAGAACCCAAGUCAGUUGAACGUAGCGUAAGGACACUUAUUCAAGAGUUAAUCGACAUGAAAGUCGAACCAGAAGAUUUUUGUGACAAACUGGAAAGAUUGUUAAAUGCAUCGCCACAACCGUGCCUAAUUGGGUUUCUAAAGAAAAGCCUCCCUCUGCUACGUCACUCACUAGUAACGAAAGAACUGACGAUAGAUGGGAUCCGUCCUCCGCCCGCCAAUGUUGUUUUCUCAAUAGCUAGCGGCUCUCCAACAGUGCAGACCCAAGUCCGACCGGGCAUAGCUUCCAACCAAGUGCGAAUAGUAGCCCCAGGUACUGCAGUUGUUAGACCAGGUCAGGUGCUCCAGCAACGGCUGGUAACCCCAUUGCGGGGCGCCGCACAACAAACUCCCAGAAUGAUGACGACGAUACGACAACCAAACGCAGCAGGAAAUGUGAUCGUUUCCAGUUCACAACCACCAGCCCUCCAUCCUGUCUAUCCCAGCAACCAGGUCAGAGCUGGUAGCAACAUACGGCAACCCUUACAGAAUAAAUCCCCAAUGACGUCGAUGAAGCUCCAAGGAAUCAAACCCGCAGUGCCUUCGAUAGUUUCGCGACCUACCAGCAAAGAAAAGGAGAAAAAGUCAUUCUCGGCGGCGUAUACCGGCGAUGACGAUAUCAACGAUGUGGCCGCCAUGGGAGGCGUUAAUCUCGCUGAGGAAACCCAGAAAAUUUUGGGGUCGACUGAAUUCGUCGGCACUCAAAUCAGAUCCUGCAAAGAGGAAAUCAUGUGUUCAAUGGGACCUUUACAACAGAAAAUUAGACAGAUUGUGAUGAAGCACGGGCUUGACGAGCCGAGCGCUGAUGUCGCAGCGUGUAUUUCGCACGCGGCACAGGAAAGACUCAAAAAUCUCAUUGAAAAACUGGCCAUCAUCACCGGACACAGACUGGACAUCGUCAAAAAGGACUUGCGAUACGAAGUCACAAACGACGUCAAAGGUCAGCUGAAAUUCUUGGAAGAGGUGGACAGGGCGGAGAGAAAAAGACACGAAGAGCUGGAGCGGGAGAUGCUCCUGAGGGCGGCGAAAAGUCGGUCGAAAACGGAGGAUCCUGAGCAAGCCAAGCUGAAAGCGAAGGCGAGGGAAAUGCAGAGGGUGGAAAUGGAGGAAUUGAGGCAGAGGGAAGCAAAUGCGACGGCUUUGCAGGCGAUUGGACCGCGGAAAAAGCCGCGACUGGAGGGAGACGGGCAGUCGAGUUUAUCACAAGGCAAUGCCGGUGGAUUCAACAGCGGACUGAGAGGACAGAUGCCAUUGAGACAGCGAAUGAAGAAAGUGACGUUGAGGGACUUGCAGUUUCUGUUUGAAACUGAAAAAGACCUAUGCAAAAGUAAACUUUUAUACAAAUCAUAUCUUAAGUGAUGCUCGCCUCUCGUCAGUGUUGUGAUAUUCAGAGACGUCGUGGGUGCCCUAAAUUUGUUUUUAUUCUCAUCUUCUGUUAUUGUUAUUUAUUAUGAUUUUUCAUUUUUAACCACUAAGGUCAUGUAAACAAUAUUUUAUCUUUUAUCUAGCACAUUUUUUUUAUUUCUCAUGAAUAGCGUUAUCCACUCCACUACUCUUGGUUAGCUUAAAGAACAAAAUUGGUUUGCAUUGUUUUCAGUAUUGUUCAAAAUUUCCAAUGAAAUGUUUUGUAUCAAAACUUUCCAAACAGUUUUUAUAAUAAAUGUCAAAAAUACGUCUAGAGACUGCGCAAUGCAAGCUUCAUAUUUUCCUACUUACAAUUAGUCAUGAAAAAUUGUUUAACACAUACUUUUUUGUUGUUAGUCUCAAAUAACACGAAGUGAACAGAUAAAGUAUCGUAGGUUUUUCUACAGAUAUGUAAGGGUGUAAAUAUAUUGUAGAUUUUCUAUAAUGAUGUGAGUUUUCUUUAUAAGAAAAUAUUUUAAGAAGGUCAUGUUAAUAAUUUGUAAUUAGUUGUAUAAUUGUUUUUUAAUCUAACUAUGGAUAUAGAUAUAUAUAUAAUUUUUGUUAUAGAAGUAAUAUUUAAUAUAAUAAAUUGAUUAUUUGAU